UCCAUCUUCCUCUUUUCCCCCUCUGUCCUUUUGUUAGCUUCUAUUAUCUCUCUCUUCGUCAGUCUACACAAACACUGAGAAACCCGAAGACUGGAGUCGAAGCUUUAGAUCUGAAACUAACAAAACCCAAAAACCCUAGCUCCAAGGACGAUCUGGGUGUACAUCUUUUGUUUGUUCGUAAAGAUCUGUAUUUUGCUGGUAAAUAAGAUAUAUACAUCUGAUUCUCAGUUCCUGGGCUGUAGAUUUACAGUCAAUGGCGGUCUCGGAUGGUCAUAAUCCUCUUCUUGGAGAAACAACUUGUGGUACUUUACUGCAAAAACUGCAGGAAAUCUGGGAUGAGGUUGGUGAGUCUGAUGAGGAUCGGGACAAGAUGCUUCUUCAAAUAGAACAAGAGUGCUUGGAUGUGUACAAGAAGAAAGUCGAGCAAGCUGCAAAGUCAAGGGCACAGCUUCUUGAGGCCUUGUCAGAUGCCAAAAUUGAAUUGGCCAGUCUUCUUUCAGCACUUGGAGAAAAAAGUUUUGUAGGAAUGCCUGAGAAAACUUCUGGAACAAUCAAAGAACAACUUGCAGCCAUAGCACCAGCACUUGAACAGCUGUGGAAACAGAAAGAGGAGAGAGUAAAGGAGUUCUCUGAUGUGCAGUCUCAAAUUCAAAAAAUAUGUGGAGAAAUUGCUGGGAACUUGAAUGUUAAUGAGACUCCUGCAGUUGAUGAGACUGAUCUAUCCUUGAAGAAGUUAGAUGAAUAUCAUGCACGACUUCAAGAACUUCAAAAGGAAAAGAGUGAUAGGCUGCAGAAGGUCCUUGAAUUCGUGAGCAGUGUGCAUGAUCUCUGUGCUGUCCUUGGACUCGACUUCUUCAGUACUGUAACUGAAGUUCAUCCAAGCUUAAAUGACUCUACUGGUAUGCAGUCCAAAAGCAUUAGUAAUGAUACUCUAGCUAGUCUGGCUAAUACAGUGUUAACUCUAAACGAAGAUAAAAAGCAGAGGCUUCAUAAGCUUCAAGAGUUAGCAAAUCAGUUGAUUGACCUAUGGAAUCUGAUGGAUACCUCUGAAGAAGAAAGGGAAUUGUUUAAUCAUGUUACCUGUAACAUUUCAGCUUCAGUUGAUGAAGUGACUGUGCCAGGGGCUCUUGCUAUGGAUCUAAUUGAGCAGGCUGAAGUUGAAGUGGAAAGGCUUGAUCAGCUAAAAGCCAGCAGAAUGAAAGAAAUUGCCUUCAAAAAGCAAGCAGAACUUGAAGAUAUCUAUACACGGGCACAUAUAGAAGUAGAUCCAGAGGCUGCACGAGAAAAAAUUAUGGCACUGAUUGAUUCUGGAAAUGUUGAGCCUGCUGAGUUGCUGGCCGACAUGGACAAUCAGAUAUCAAAAGCCAAAGAAGAAGCUCUUAGUAGAAAAGAAAUUUUGGACAAGGUCGAGAAAUGGAUGUCGGCAUGUGAGGAGGAGAGUUGGCUUGAGGACUACAACCGGGAUGAAAACAGGUAUAAUGCGAGCAGAGGUGCACACUUAAAUCUCAAGCGUGCAGAGAAAGCCCGGAUUUUGGUAAACAAAAUUCCAGCACUUGUGGAAAGCUUGGUUGCUAAGACUCAGACUUGGGAGGAAGAUCGUGGCAUUCAAUUUGCUUAUGAUGGUGUUCCUCUCCUGGCCAUGUUAGAUGAAUAUGCGAUGCUCAGGCAGGAAAGGGAAGAAGAGAAGCGAAGACUAAGAGUUGAAGAAUCUGAUACAUCUCCCUUACAACCAUUGAACAUGACAGGAUCAGAAGAAGUUCCACGAGCAACAAAGCACAGAACAAGAAGCUAUCUUUGGUUCAAGACCCAGCCCUGCACGACCAGUUGGUACUAAAAAGGUGGUCGGUCCUCGUACAAAUGGAGGUGCCAAUGGUACUCCAAGCAGACGGCUUUCCCUGAAUGCUCAUCAAAAUGGCAGCAGGUCCAGCACUAAAGAGGGGAGGAGAGAUAGUACUAGCAGACCAGCUGCCCCUGUUAACUAUGUUGCCAUAUCGAAAGAGGAUGCGGCUUCUCACAUUUCUGGUACUGACCCAGUUCCAGUUUCACCAUAAUAAAACAUGACAGAGCUGUAGGUGUACACCCGUUUGAUAUUACUAUUGUUACUAUUAGGAGCUUGUUGUAGUGAUAUAGUUGUGAAGGACCAAGGAUUGGAGGGUAACCUGUUUUUAGCUAUUGUACCUUGUAUUGGCAUUUUGUUGUUGUUAUAAUCCAUGGUGCUUUUACCUCUUCGAGUCAAACAUUAUUCGUGCCUCUUGGAUAUAUAUAUAUAUAUGUCUGAAAAGAAUUACAAUCUCUUCA
Messenger RNA from Jatropha curcas, 2298 nucleotides. Its product is annotated as 65-kDa microtubule-associated protein 1. Gene Ontology annotation, biological process: cytokinesis by cell plate formation; microtubule cytoskeleton organization. Gene Ontology annotation, cellular component: spindle; cytoplasm. The record is from RefSeq and is a predicted model, not a curated record. NCBI's taxonomy places the organism in Eukaryota, Viridiplantae, Streptophyta, Magnoliopsida, Malpighiales, Euphorbiaceae. Gene Ontology annotation, molecular function: microtubule binding.